AUGCCAUUAGCAGGGUUUUUGGUCUACUUAUUAAUAGCUUUGCCCUUGCUCGUUCUGUUGGCAGAGUUUUGGAGGAAGCAACUUGGCUGGGCCAGAUUGGAGCGGCAAAAAAUCCUCUCCCUGUCUGCAGAGGCUGAUGAUGCAAUCUGGCAUCUGGCCUCACUGGCACGGAGGAGGAUGCAAGAAAGGGACGAGGCCAGGAACCAAGCGAGGAUGCUGCUAUUGGACCUCCAGGCAAGAAACGCCCGGGUGAUGGCGCUUCCCGGGACAUCGUGCUCCAGAGUUGCACGACCGCCUGAUGCGUUCGCCGCCACCGGCUACGAGCACAACCAGGCCCUUGCUCCUACCGCGUUCAGGCCUCUGGGAAGUAGCAGUACGAUGAUGCAGGGGCAGCGUGCCCGUGCAGGAACUGGCUACCGCGUUGCGUCGUCCAGCGGCUUCGGCCACAGGAGCAUCGGUUCGUCUCUGGACGCCUACGCUGUUCUGCCGUCUCUACAUGGCUUCGCUUCCUCGAGCCAGGAUCACUUUGAUCCUGACAUGUUCCUGGUGGACGUUGCAGAAUCGCCGCAAGAUCUCGUUCCGCCUUUAAACGUUCAUCAGGUUAAACUGUUUUCACCUAUCCAGGGGUUUCAGGGCCUCCUGAACAGACUGCAACUGAAGUAUAGGACAGGAUGUUUGUUUUUUCAGAGUAGAAAACUUUGUGCCGUGUUCAGAGUUCGGAUCAGAAUCUGGGUACCAAGCUGGACGGGCUCCAAAGCUGGGUGGUUGCAUGACCGGAUACGUGUGGUGGCGGCAAGCUUCUUUGUUAAUGUCCUUAAACUUCCAUGGAGAUGGAGUAUGAAGUACUUUUGGGACACCUUACUGGAUGCUGAUCUUGAGAGCGAUGCACUGUACAUCACUGGCUCUCUUCCUGAUAGCCGAGAGCUUGACCGCAUUGACAACCCUCAGGCUACAAGCUCGAUCUGCAUGGGGAGUAUGUGCGACGGUGGGUUCCUGAACUUGCAAGGCUGCCGACAGAAUGGAUACACCACCGACCCAUUGGAUGCACCCGUUUCCGUGAUGCAAGCUGCAGGAAUUGAGUUGGGCUCCAACUAUCCCCUCCCCAUUGUUGAGCUAGACGCAGCCAAACUCAGGCUGCAAGAAGCUCUGUCAGAAAUGUGGCAGCUGGAGGCAGCAUCAAGGGCCUCAAUGAACAAUGGAAUGGAGGAAGGCCUCGGCGACUCGUCAGAGGUUCCACCGAUUGAGUUUCCUCAAGAAUUACACAUGGAAAUUGAUCGGCAGACAGUCCAGGCGACGACCAAUGUCCCGGUACUAGGAGGCACGAGGAUCAGAUGGUGCCUACCAUGA
Messenger RNA from Miscanthus lutarioriparius, 1347 nucleotides. NCBI's taxonomy places the organism in Eukaryota, Viridiplantae, Streptophyta, Magnoliopsida, Poales, Poaceae. The record is from the annotation of a GenBank genome assembly.